CCAGCCUGCCAGGCGCUGGCUUGGGCAUCCCAAGGCUGCCCUUCCAGCAUGCUCCUCCGUCGAGGAUGGCCAGGGGUGGCCCCGGGAGCCCCGAUGCCCAGCAAGGCAGACCCGGCUCUUUGGCCCUUUGGGAGUUGCUAGGAACCUGGGAUCUUAAGACCAUGCCCUGACCCUGGAGCUGGCCCUGGGCUCACGAGGGGCAGACUAGGCACCCAUCGGGAAGAAGGGCUGCCAGGCGGACACAUUAUUUUUUUACUAUUAGGAGUAAAGGCCAGUACAAAGAAGAAUCAGGAUGAAAAGAUGGCCAACUUCCUGUUACCACUGGGUUCCAACAGCUUCCACCGAUUCACACCCGAAUCCUUGGCUGCGAUCGAGAAGCGAAUCGCGGAGAAGAUUGCCAGGAAUGCCAAGCAAGAGUAUAGGGAACAGUUGGGUGAAGAAGAAAAACUGCGGCCCCAGUUUGACUUACAGGCCUGCAAGAAGUUACCUGAUCUCUACGGGUCUCCUCCAUCGGAGCUCAUUGGGGAACCUUUGGAGGACAUUGAUCCUUUCUACAGUGAUCACAAGACAUUUAUAGUACUGAACAAAGGGAAGACAAUCUUUCGAUUUAGUGCCACUCCUGCCUUGUAUAUACUUAGUCCUUUUCAUCGAAUCAGAAGAGCAGCAAUUAAAAUUUUGGUACAUUCAUUAUUCAGUAUGUUUAUUAUGUGCACUAUUUUAACCAACUGUGUGUUCAUGGCAUGGUCAGAACUUCCUCCUUGGAAUAAGUACAUCGAAUACACUUUCACUGGCAUUUACACAUUUGAAUCAAUGAUAAAAAUCUUGGCGAGAGGGUUUUGUAUGACAGAGUUCACCUUCCUUCGGGAUCCAUGGAACUGGCUGGAUUUUUGUGUUAUUGUCAUGGCAUACAUAACUGAAUUUGUGGACCUGGGCAAUGUAUCAGCCUUACGAACGUUCAGAGUUCUCCGGGCGCUGAAAACAAUCUCAGUCGUUUCAGGUCUGAAGACCAUCGUAGGUGCCCUUAUCCAGUCAGUUAAGAAACUCGCAGACGUGAUGAUCCUGACUGUUUUUUGCUUGAGUGUUUUUGCCCUCAUAGGGCUCCAACUCUUCAUGGGUAAUCUAAGGCACAAGUGUGUCCGAAAUUAUGAGGAAUUUAAUUCAACUAAUGGCACCUUCGCUUCAGACCAGAAGACAUGGCCAACUUUGGAUGCCUUCCUAGACGAUCCAGUGAACCACUACAUUAAAGAGGGCACUACAGAUCCGCUAUUGUGUGGGAACAGCUCAGAUGCUGGUUCCUGUCCAAAAGGGUAUCGGUGUCUCAGAGCAGGCGAAAAUCCUGACCAUGGCUACACAAGCUUUGAUACUUUUGGCUGGGCCUUUCUCUCCUUGUUUCGCCUCAUGACACAGGAUUACUGGGAGCGCCUUUACCAACAGACCCUUAGAUCUGCUGGCAAGAUCUACAUGUUGUUUUUCAUGCUGGUCAUCUUUUUGGGCUCCUUUUAUCUGGUCAACUUGAUCUUGGCUGUGGUGGCCAUGGCAUAUGAAGAGCAGAACCAAGCCACCAUUGCUGAAAUGGAGGCAAAGGAGAGGAAGUUUCGUGAAGCCAUGGAGGCACUGAAGAAAGAGCAAGAGGCAUUAGCUCGAGGAAUCGAUUCAAUGUCACUCAGCUCAUUUGAAAUGUCACCUUUGGCAUCAAAAAACUCCAAAGAACGGAGGAGCAGAAGAAGGAAGAAAAAGUCCUCAGGGGCAGAAGAUGACGGGGAAGACCAAAAGGGUCCAAAAUCUGAAUCAGAGGAUGGCCAACGAAGGAUGACUGUCCUGGGUUUUACUUCUGGCUCAAUGGAGAAUUCAAUGAAGCGCAAGGCCAGCCAUGGAAGUGUCUUCAGCUUCCGGUUGCGUAGCAGGGACAUUGGCUCAGAAGCAGAUUUUGCUGAUGAUGACAUUAGCACUGUUGGGGAGAGUGAGAGCCAACAUGGGUCCUUGCUGGUUCCAAGGAGUGGAAGGCGGCUGAGUGUGCAAAGCCAAGCAAGCCAUAGCUCUCCAAACUACACACUCAAUGGCAAGAGAAACAGCUCGGUGGAUUGCAAUGGUGUGGUUUCAUUGAUUGGAGGUGGAGGGAGCCCAGACCCAACGACUCCAACCGAUGUGUUGUUACCACCAGUUGUUACAGACAAACCUGGAACUGAUGACACGACAUCUCCAUCUGAAGACCUCAUCAAGAAACAGUUUUUGUCACCCCAGCGCCUUUCAGUAGAUCAGCCUGAGGAACAUUUUCAAAGGCAGCGAGCUGUGAGUGCUGUCAGUAUCAUCACCAGUGCCAUGGAAGAGCUUGAGGAAUCCCAACAGAAGUGUCCUCCCUGCUGGAAUCAUUUUGCUGUGAGGUUCCUCAUUUGGGACUGCUGCCCGAUGUGGCUAUUGAUCAAGGAAAAAGUCAAGUAUAUCAUCAUGGAUCCAUUCAGCGACCUGACAAUCACCCUUUGCAUCGUGAUGAACACUCUCUUCAUGGCCAUGGACCAUUACAAGAUGACAAAAGAAUUUGAGGAUGUGCUGAAUAUUGGUAAUCUGCUAAGGGUCUUCAAGCUUGCCAAGUCUUGGCCCACAUUAAAUACUCUCAUCAAGAUCAUUGGGAACUCUGUGGGUGCUCUGGGAAACCUCACUGUCGUUCUAGCCAUCAUUGUCUUCAUUUUUGCUGUGGUUGGAAUGCAGCUGUUUGGAGAAGUGUAUUAUAGGAACGUCAACAAGAUCAGCACCACAGGUCAGCUGCCACGCUGGCAUAUGAAGGACUUCUUCCAUUCCUUCCUCAUCAUCUUCCGCAUUCUCUGUGGAGAAUGGAUUGAAACUAUGUGGGACUGUAUGAGAGUGGAUGGACAACCUUUGUGUCUCCUGGUCUUCCUGCUGGUCAUGGUGAUCGGGAAUUUGGUGGUGCUGAACCUGUUUCUUGCCUUACUAUUGAGCUCAUUUAGUGCUGAUAACCUUUCUGCACCAGACGAGGAUGGGGAGAUGAACAACCUGCAGCUUGCCUUUGCCCGCAUCAACAGGGGGCUGAACUAUGCCAAGCGUGCAAUGUGGGAUUUCUGUUGCAACGUCCUUAGGCAGCCCAAAGCAACUGCUGAGAAGAAAGCCAUGAUGAAGCUCGCAGCCCAGAACCCAGGCGUUGUCCACAAUUGCAUCAAUAACCACACUGCUAUGGAGUUUGGCAAAGAAGAGGAUACCCACCAGGAGAACCACAUUGGGGAUGAUGGGGUUGAAAGGAACAGGGUGAAGAAGCAGCAGGUGACCAACGACCAGGAUGAUGACUUUAUGACCAACCCCAAUCUUUCCAUCUGUGUCCCCAUUGCUGUGGGCGAGUCUGAUAUUGAAGAUGAUGAGCAGAGCACCUUUACAGAAACUGACCAGGACAAACAGCAGCCACUGAAGGGGCAGCGCUACAAAAGCCCAGCCGUUCGGAGCCAGGCCUCUGAGAUUUGCGAAGAGUUAAGUGAGUUGAACACAGACAAACAGUCGAAAUCUGACCCUCCACUCCCAUCCAUAGGGCAGCAAGAGAAAUUUGACGAAAUCAGUUUGUCGGAAGGAAGCACAGUGGAUUUGGCAAUCCCCUCGGAUCUUCUGGAACAGAUGCCUGAACUGACAGAAGAGAUGAUGGAACCUGAAGACUGUUUCCCAGAACCUUGUGUCCAUAUUUUUCCUUGUUGCUCUGUUGAUACCACAAAACUUCCUGGCAAGAUUUGGUGGAGGCUGAGGAAAACCUGCUACCAAAUUGUUGAGCACAACUGGUUUGAAACGUUCAUCAUAUUUAUGAUUCUCCUCAGCAGCGGAGCACUGGCAUUUGAAGACAUUUAUCUUGAAGAGCGAAAGAACAUUAAAACCAUGUUGGAAUAUGCUGACAAGAUCUUCACUUACAUCUUUGUCCUGGAGAUGCUCCUGAAAUGGGUGGCUUAUGGCUUUAAGAAGUACUUCACGAAUGCCUGGUGUUGGCUUGAUUUCCUCAUUGUAGCUGUCUCUUUAGUAAGCCUCAUAGCUAGUACACUUGGAUACUCCGAAAUGGGUCCCAUUAAAUCCCUUAGGACCCUCAGAGCUCUGAGACCUUUAAGGGCACUGUCACGAUUUGAAGGGAUGAGGGUGGUGGUCAAUGCCUUGGUAGGCGCCAUACCUUCUAUCAUGAACGUUCUGCUUGUCUGCCUCAUUUUUUGGCUCAUCUUCAGCAUCAUGGGAGUCAACUUGUUUGCUGGAAAGUUUGGGAAGUGCAUUAACAAGACAGAAGGUGAUGAACCUUUGAACCACACAAUUGUCAACAACAUGAGUGAUUGCCAAAACUUGAACGAAACGGGAGAGUUGUACUGGACAAAAGUCAGAGUCAACUUUGAUAACGUUGGUGCGGGCUACCUGGCUUUGCUGCAAGUGGCAACUUUUAAAGGCUGGAUGGAAAUUAUGUAUGCAGCAGUGGAUUCACGAGAGCGUGAGGAGCAACCUGUAUGGGAGUACAAUUUGUACAUGUACCUCUACUUUGUGAUCUUCAUCAUCUUUGGCUCUUUCUUCACUCUGAAUCUUUUCAUUGGGGUGAUCAUUGAUAAUUUCAAUCAGCAAAAGAAAAAGUUAGGUGGACAAGACAUCUUUAUGACAGAGGAGCAGAAAAAAUACUACAAUGCCAUGAAAAAACUGGGAUCUAAGAAACCUCAAAAACCCAUCCCACGGCCACUGAACAAGUGUCAAGGCUUCCUGUUUGAUGUUGUCCUGAAUCAAGCUUUCGACGUGUGCAUCAUGCUCCUCAUCUGCCUAAACAUGGUCACCAUGAUGGUGGAAACUGAUGACCAGAGCCCAGAAAAAGUUAACAUUCUUUAUAAAAUCAACAUGGUCUUUGUUGCCAUCUUCACUGCAGAGUGUACAUUCAAACUGGUGGCAUUGAGGCACUACUAUUUCACCAAUGGCUGGAACAUAUUUGAUUUUGUAGUCGUGAUUUUAUCUAUUGUAGGCUCUGUGCUGUCCGACAUCAUCCAGAAAUAUUUCUUCUCCCCUACCUUGUUCAGAGUCAUCCGCCUGGCUCGGAUUGGCCGGAUCCUGAGACUUAUAAGAGGGGCCAAAGGAAUCCGAACUCUUCUCUUUGCCUUAAUGAUGUCCCUUCCUGCACUGUUCAAUAUCGGGCUCCUCCUUUUCCUGGUUAUGUUCAUUUAUGCUAUUUUCGGCAUGGCCAACUUUGCCUACGUUAAGCAUGAAUAUGGGAUUGACGACAUGUUCAACUUCCAGACAUUUGCCAACAGCAUGCUCUGCCUCUUCCAAAUCACCACGUCGGCUGGCUGGGACGGUCUCCUCAAUCCCAUUUUGAACACCGGGCCGCCAUAUUGUGACCCGGGCCAUCUGAACACUAAUGGCUCCAAGGGAAACUGUGGCAGCCCUGCGGUGGGGAUUCUGUUCUUUGUUACCUAUAUCAUUAUAUCCUUUCUCAUUGUUGUAAACAUGUACAUAGCCAUUAUUUUAGAGAACUUCAGUGUUGCCACUGAAGAGAGUACAGAGCCUCUGAGCGAGGAUGACUUUGAUAUGUUUUACGAAAUCUGGGAGAAGUUUGACCCCGAAGCCACUCAGUUUAUUGAGUACUCUGCACUUUCCAAUUUCGCCGACGCUCUGUCGGAACCGUUACGCAUUGCAAAACCAAACAAGAUUAAGCUCAUUGCUAUGGACCUCCCCAUGGUGAGUGGAGAUAGGAUCCAUUGCUUAGAUAUUCUGUUUGCUUUUACCAAAAGAGUGCUGGGGGAAUCCGGAGAGAUGGAUGCCCUGAAAAUACAGAUGGAGGAGAAAUUCAUGGCUGCUAACCCCUCAAAGAUUUCUUAUGAACCAAUCACAACCACACUCAGGCGAAAACAGGAAGAGGUGUCUGCCAUUGUGAUCCAAAGGGCCUACAGGAGCCACCUUUUCCAGCGUUCCCUUAAGCAGGCUUCCUUCUUGUACCGUCAACAAGCUUGUCCCCUUGGGGACGAUGCACCAGAAAAGGAAGGCCUCAUUGCCUCCAUGAUGAGCGAAAACUAUGGGAGGCCCAUAAAUAAAUCAGAAACUCUCUCCUCCACCUCUUUCCCACCUUCCUAUGACAGUGUCACCAGAGGCACCAGUGACAACUUCCAGCUGAGGUUGACGGACUCGAGCAAAAGUGACGAGCAUCUAGAUGAUCAGUUAUCACCCGACAGAGACAAAGAGUCGAUCGUUUAGAUUAUUUUUUUGGUUGGUUUUGUUUCAGACACUUUAAAAAUAUUGUUUACAGAAUGUAAUGCUGUAACUACACAACAGUUGAAACAGCCUUUUUUAAAAAACAAAACAUUAGUUGCAAAGGAAAUAAGAAGGGAGGUUAGCCCUUUACAGAGGGGUGUGUCACUGUGUUAUAUCCGUAUGUAUAACCUUUGACCCUGCUCUUUUCAAACUUUGCUUAAUGUUUAUAUUUAUAUAUGCACAGAGGCAGCGGGAAGGGGGGGAUAGAGGAUCCGGCACAAGGUCACAGCAGUUAUAGCAGCGAUGUGAUGGCGGAAACCCUAGACUGUAACACAGUAAAUACUUUAUAUCUAUCCACAGAUUAAAAAACUGACCGUAUCCUUUCAUUUUUAAGGUCUUACUUAUAUUAGUGCGUUUACUUAAUGGCAAUGUAUGACCUUGCAUUCUAUAACAUGAAAAGGACAAAGAAGACGAUGAAGAAGAUGAUGAUGAUGAUGAGAGAGGGAGGGAGGGAGAGAAAGAGGGAAGGAUCACAUAGCUGCUGUAGCAACAAUGUAACACUUAAUGUAUAUGUUGUGAAUGGUCUUUCAUAAAUUUAUUAUAUUUGAUAUUUUUUUACUUAAAACAAAGCUAUAAUUGUCUCCUUUUCCACGGAGAUGGGGGAUGCUGCACGAUGAACCAGGAAUGGGAGGCGGUUUCCCAAAGAGCAAGAGCAAAGGACCGCUUGUUGACGGCAAAACGUUAGGUUGGCAACAUGCUGACUGUGUAUUACAGCAGAGCAAUUCUCACUCAGAACAUGGAACUGCUUGCCAGCAGUUUAACCCAGGGAAAACUAAAGGAAGGAAGUGAUGUCAGCUAAAGCUUGACAUGGGUUGCAUUUUAUUUUGAUUUUGAUUUUUGUUCUCUACCCGCAGGAUAUUAGACACGAAUGGAUUCUGCUUGUAAA
This is a messenger RNA of Sceloporus undulatus (fence lizard), 7138 nucleotides long. RefSeq names its product sodium channel protein type 5 subunit alpha-like. The record is from RefSeq and is a predicted model, not a curated record. NCBI's taxonomy places the organism in Eukaryota, Metazoa, Chordata, Lepidosauria, Squamata, Phrynosomatidae. Bases 301 to 6195 code for a protein of 1964 amino acids. Gene Ontology annotation, cellular component: plasma membrane; voltage-gated sodium channel complex; axon. The transcript has 27 exons. Gene Ontology annotation, molecular function: voltage-gated sodium channel activity; protein binding. Gene Ontology annotation, biological process: membrane depolarization during action potential; neuronal action potential; sodium ion transmembrane transport.